This is a messenger RNA of Alligator mississippiensis (American alligator), 4336 nucleotides long. It is a transcript of the gene EMC7, whose product is annotated as ER membrane protein complex subunit 7. The record is from RefSeq and is a predicted model, not a curated record. Bases 62 to 811 code for a protein of 249 amino acids. Lineage: Eukaryota; Metazoa; Chordata; Crocodylia; Alligatoridae. Gene Ontology annotation, molecular function: carbohydrate binding. Gene Ontology annotation, cellular component: EMC complex. The transcript is spliced from 5 exons.
AAGGGGUUUGACCUGUGGCCUUUCCCCCUCCUUCCUCGGCCCGGUGACACAGGGUGCUGCGAUGGCGGCCUGGCCGGGCGGGCUCUCCUCACCGCUGCUCGUGCUGCUGGCGGUGUCGCUGCUGCUGCUGGCAGGCUCGGCGGGCUCGGAGGCGGCGGCCGGGGCCGGGCCGGGGGAGGCGCCGGGCGGGGCGAGCCCGGGCCCGGGGGAGCGGUUUAAGAUCGAGGGCCGGGCCGUGGUGCCCGGCGUGAAGCCGCAGGACUGGAUCGCGGCCGCCCGCGUCCUGGUAGACGGCGAGGAGCACGUCGGCUUCCUCAAGACAGAUGGAAGUUUUGUGGUUCAUGAUAUACCUUCUGGAUCUUAUGUAGUGGAGGUAAUAUCCCCAGCUUAUAAAUUUGAACCAGUUCGAGUAGACAUCACUUCAAAAGGCAAAAUGAGAGCAAGAUAUGUAAAUUACAUCAAAACCUCUGAAGUUGUCCGGCUGCCAUAUCCACUUCAGAUGAAAUCUUCUGGCCCCCCUUCUUACUUCAUAAAGAGAGAGUCUUGGGGAUGGACAGACUUCCUAAUGAACCCUAUGGUGAUGAUGAUGGUUCUUCCAUUACUGAUAUUUGUAUUAUUGCCUAAAGUUGUGAACACCAGUGAUCCUGAUAUGAGACGGGAAAUGGAGCAGUCAAUGAAUAUGCUGAAUUCCAAUCAUGAACUGCCUGAUGUUUCUGAAUUCAUGACGAGACUUUUCUCUUCAAAAUCUUCUAGCAAGUCUGGCAGUGGUGGUAGUAAAGCAGGAAAAAGUGGUCCUGGAAAAAGGAGGUAGUUGUUUCUUCCUCCUUGGCCUGAAUUUGCACAAUUAUUUGUUACGUGGUAUCAUCUGUAUGUCUUGCAAAGUUAAAAAGCCACUAUUGUAAACCUUAUCUGACAUGAAAAAAAUGACCUGCUACUACUGUUGUAUGUGGUGUAGCUUUUUUAGUGUAUUUAAGCUGUUUUGUACUAGGCAGCAAGCAAAAGAGGACCUGGCUUCAAUACUCUUAUCUGUGUAAAGUCAUUAUUAAUGAUACUGAAUUAACUACUUUGCUCUGUAGAGAAUGACAUUAAAGUAAUUAAAUUGUAUAAAGUACUAUACAUUACUGAAUAAGUCUUAAUCCCAAGAUUGAUUCAGUAUGUGUAAAAAAGUGGUUGCAAAGAACCUAGAGGCCACUUUUAAAAAUGGACUUAAUACUAUUUUAUAAUCUGUUCACUUCUGAAAUGUAUAAAACUACCCUUAAGCUCUGUCAGGUUAAUUCUGGAUCCCCAGUAUUCAUACAAUAAGGAACAUAGUUCAGGUCCUUCCAUUUAUAUUGAAUGCAUUUUUUCUCCUGAAAUAUAGUUGGGUCUUGCUGAUUUUUCUUACUAGGUGUGGUAUUAGUCUGGCCAGUUAUCAGACUUGAAGCCAAGUACAAAACUUUAAAAGCCAAUUUUGUUACUGUAUUUUCAGUUUUACUCCUAUGUUUAUACUGUUCCCAUCAAACAGUAUACUAGAAUAUGAUUACAUUAUAAGGUUUCUUGGGCUAUACACGGUCACUUGGGACAAAUUAGUUUUUUAUUGUGACAUGAUAGGCUGUGCUAUAGUAAUUCAUUCAUUUAUUCUGAAUGAAGGGACUCUUUUCAAGCUACUCUGUUACGUUGAGGUGGUGUAUACAUUUGACAAUUCUCCACGUAAUGAACGCUUGUAUGGUUAAAAUUUAAGGAACUCCUGUUUUACCUCCUUAGUGCCUCUGUCUUUCAUUUUUGAGCUCUGUCACAAAUAAUUAUUUUGGGCUAAACCAAACAUUUACUGUGAUAUAAAUCCUGUCCUGAACAUUUUUAUUUAUUGAAAGAGCCCAACAUGUUAGUUAUUCUUAAAAUACCUAUUUCAGUUGGUUAUUCUUUUUGCAAUUCAGCUUUUCUCAUUGUUCACUGAUGUCGUAAGUAGGAGCACCCAUGCAAUAGGGGAAGGUGUAUCUGAUAUCAAAACAAUAUUUAAAGUUUGGCCACUGAAAGCAAAGCAAAGUCAAUCCUGAUGCUCAUUUGCCAAUGACAUUUUCCAAACUGCAAGCUCAACAAAUGUUUAUGAAAAUGGAUUUAUCCAGUCUCUCAAGUUUUAACAUUGCAGCAUCAUGAAAUGUAUGUUGAUGGAUGCUUUAACUUAGUGAAAAUAUGGUUUAAAGUACUACUUAACUGAAAAUUGCUGAUUUCAACUGUGCUUGGAAUAACAGAGCUGAUUAAACAUUCAGUUCACUUUUCCAUCUGUCCACUCACCCAUUAAAGGUUAGAUUUUAAUAAACAUUAAACUUAAGCAGCCAGUAGGCAGCAGGAGGGGAAAACAUCAAUUAUCUUAUGGUACACAUUUAUAGCUGUGAAACAUAAAGGCUAGAAAAAAUAAAUACUUGUUCACAUGAUCAAGUUAACACUUAAGCUGUGGGAGGGAAAUAAACAGCUGUGUCUUUCAGCUGAGCAUAAAGAGUUUACAGUCUUUCAAAAGGAAAUUGUGGGUAGUAUAUUUAUUUUACAUAAGAAAAAGCUCUUUGCAAUAAGUAUUCCAAUAUUGCCUGGUAACAGAAGGUUGCUGAAAUAAGGCCUUAGCUGUUCCCCAGAUUCAUAUUGCUUCCAUAAAAAUUGAGCUGCAAUAUGCUAAACCACCUGCCACAACAACACUUUAUUAAGGGACUUGUAAAAAUACAUGGAAUUUGCUCUUGCAGUGGGUGAAGCUCUGGACAUAGAAAUCAGGGUUCUAGCUGUGGGAUUCCCAAUAUACCCCUAGAUACAAAAGCCAUGGUUGGAGGAACUGAGGAUUUCUCUCACUGAAUAAAUGGUAUGAUGGUUAACUUGCAUUAAUUUUUGGUUUUAAUUGCACUUGUAUCAGCAAUUGAAAAUAUGAACAAAUAAACCUUCUUCUGUUGAGGUGGAGUAAAUAGAAUUUUCCAGACUAAUGAUAUUCCUUCUUCCUUCCAUCAUGUCUGUUGGAGAACUUGUUGUGGUCUUUUCCUUAUAUUUAGUUUAUUCUUGGAAAAAUGAAGUUCUUCCUUAUGUUAAAAAAUAGAAGAAGAAGGUGGCUAGGAGCUGAGUACAGGGUAGCAAACCUGCUGCAGGAAUCCUAGGGAUCCAGCUGAAAAUGUGGGAGAAGAUGGAUUCCUUAUAGCAUGCCUGCUUAGAGAGAUGGAUGCUACCAGCCUUCAGUUAGUUUUCUCUUGAAGUCUCACUCACAACGUCGGGGGAUGGCUGUCUGGAACUGUCCUUACCCCUCCAGUGGAAGGGCAUCAGCUCCCCGCUUGUGAAAGUAGUUUGAAGAGACUGUGCUGCUGAACCAGUCCAGAUUGCAUCAGUGGCAAAUAAUAUAUUUUGUAAUCCACAAUUGACCUGAAGUUGGUGUCCUUUUGCAUCAAAUGAGAUAUGGUCCUAGCUCACAGUGGUUACCAACAUGCUUUGACUGAGGCUGGUUCUAAAAGCCACCUGACAGAAGCUUGUUCCAUAUGGACAUAACAUCCACCCAGAAAACCCUAUCCUGUACACAGUUACUAUAGGUGAAAUGUCUAUCAGCUUGCCUACUGAGCUAAGCAUACUACUGCAGGUCUUUGUGCUCUUUAUCUGUUGUCUAGUUUUAAGUCCUGACCCUCAUUUACAAGUUCUUUCAUAGGCUGUGAUGCAGCUCUCUCAAGGACUGCCUGUUGCUCUGUAACCUCAAGUGAUAGCUUCCUUCAACUAUGAUGCUCAGCUGACAGAAUGCAGAGUAUAACUUGCAAUACCAGUACUCUUACGUUGGGAAUUGCAGGGAUAUGGAGAUUCUUCUACCAAAUAUUUCAUCCUCUCUUCAGAGUAAGAUGCAAAGCCAGUGUUCUUUUUUUGACAUCAUCUUAAUGACUGAGUAGAGUUUCUGAUUUUUUUACAUAGGGAAAAAAUAAAAAAGGGUGAUGUUUCUGUUGAUACUGUUCCCAAAGCAUCUUGGAUGUAUUAAAGAGGGCCUGGAUCAGGGAUGGGCCGGAUGCGGCCCUCCAGGCCAUUCUAUCUGGCCUGCAAGGUCCCUAAAAAAUUUAGAAAAAUUAAUAUUUUAUUAUUAUUAUAUUAAAAUUAUCUGCCCUUGGCUGCCUGUCAUGUGGCCCUUGAUGGCUUGCCAAAACUCAGUAGGCAGCCCUCCACCUGAAAUAAUUGCCCACGCCUGGCCUGGAUGUUAGUGAGGAGUGAGUUUUGGGAACAUGAAAUGAUUUUGCCCAGUAAUUUACCUGUGAUGUUCUACUCUCUGGAUACAAGGUCAAACUGUAAAUGUUUAUGCUGUUAUUUUUAUCUUACUGGGAUUUAAAUAAUAAAAAUAUUUGUGGUUGCCCCUCAA